AGCCAUACUGCCUCAGCAUAUAUAAGAAAUCCCUUCGAACAAGCGGCAAUGUUCCUUCGGUUGACGCGGAUAGGCGGCGGGCGCUGUAUCUUAUCAGAUUACGAGCGUGUAAUCACGGUGAUGACACGAGGGCGGCGUGUCAUCGUGCAUGGCUGCAGUGUACGCGUCGAGAAGGCGAGUAUCAAUAUACGGCCCGAGGGUGGCGACCUAUGGAAAGGCGGCAGGUGAAACGCAUACCUAAG
Messenger RNA from Schizophyllum commune H4-8, 242 nucleotides. RefSeq lists its product as uncharacterized. The transcript has a single exon. The record is from RefSeq and is a predicted model, not a curated record. Lineage: Eukaryota; Fungi; Basidiomycota; Agaricomycetes; Agaricales; Schizophyllaceae. Bases 49 to 228 code for a protein of 59 amino acids.